AUGGACUUGAGCUUGCCUUUGAAUCAAAAUGUCUUGGUGGAGAGGGAAGGGUUUGCCUUUUUCUCUGACAUAGAGUAUGAGAAAUUACCAGCAUUCUGCAAUCAUUGUAGGAAAGCUGGUCACUUGGUUCAGGAUUGCAAAGUUCUGAGACCACAAAACAGAAACAGUGUGGCAAUUCCAAAACCAAAACCUGAUUUCGUUCCAAAAUCAGCUCCUAUACCACCUGAGGUGGUUACUUCGCCGGUAGUCGAGGAAGGGGCGGAUCAAAGUAGUCAAGCAGGUGUGCAGGAUUCCGAACAUACCUUAUGGGAUGAAAGUGCAAGAAACAUUAUUGAUCCUGGGGUGAUUGGCAAUGAGAUGGUUGUGACUCCUAAUCCCCAAAAUUUUGCUUCUCAACCUUCUGUUGAACCCGGUUCACCUCUGUCAGCUUAUGUCGAUAAUACACAGGACUUGGUGGAUCGCAAUGAAGGAUUUCUUCUUAAUUCUUGGGGGAAUCUUGCAGAGGUCCAGGAAGUCACGGUUGGGGCUUUCACUUGUGCGGUCGAUAAUCUGAAACAUAAACGUUCGGCUAGGCUGAAGAAAAAGCUUUCCAUCAGGUCUCAAGCAGGACCUUUGAAGAGGUCCUUAUGA
Vicia villosa (hairy vetch) is the source of this 630-nucleotide messenger RNA. RefSeq lists its product as uncharacterized. The transcript has a single exon. Bases 1 to 630 code for a protein of 209 amino acids. NCBI's taxonomy places the organism in Eukaryota, Viridiplantae, Streptophyta, Magnoliopsida, Fabales, Fabaceae. The record is from RefSeq and is a predicted model, not a curated record.